Molecule: messenger RNA, 978 nt
Organism: Panonychus citri (citrus red mite)
Lineage: Eukaryota; Metazoa; Arthropoda; Arachnida; Trombidiformes; Tetranychidae
Product: protein trapped in endoderm-1-like
Exons: 2
Coding region: 2-937 (311 amino acids)
Biological process (GO): G protein-coupled receptor signaling pathway
Cellular component (GO): membrane
Molecular function (GO): G protein-coupled receptor activity
Source: RefSeq, a predicted model, not a curated record
AAUGUAUUCAUCUGAAUGUACAACUCUGGUUCCUCGAGGUGCUGCUGAUUUGGCAACAAUUUCAUCAUUAAUCAUCAUCUUAAUCGGUGUUCCCGGUAAUCUAAUUGUUAUCUUAUCCCUUUUCUCAAGUUCUAAACUACUCUCAAAUCCAACAACUAAAUUCAUAAUCAACUUGGCAAUAGCUGAUUUAAUUUUCUGUUCAAUUAACUUACCAUUAACAUCAAUCCGUUACUACACUUGCUCUUGGCCUUUCGGUGAUUUGAUCUGUCACCUUUAUCCAUUUUUAUUUUAUUCAAAUGUCGCCGUUUCUUUAAUGUCAAUCACAGCGAUAACAAUUAACAGAUUAGUAUCAAUAACUUUCUAUCGUCAUUAUGAUACAAUUUAUCAGAAACGUUACAUUCUCAUUAUGAUCGCUUUUUGUUGGUUAUUUCCGUUUUUACUUCUUUCACUUCCGAUGUUCAAACUAUGGGGACAAUUUGGCCUCGAACCUUCAACCUUUUCGUGUACCAUUUUACGAUAUCAAAAUGGUUCACCGAAAAAGUUUCUCUUUCUUUUAUCUUUUUUCAUGCCAAGUUUAACAAUUUUAAUUUCUUAUUCGAUAAUUUGGUUCAAAGUGAUGUUCCAUCCAACCAGAAGUAAAGACAUGAAAAGGAAAACAUGGAAAAGAGAUUUAAAGAUGACAAAGAUGAUUGUCAUUCUUUUUCUCACCUUUAUCACUUGUUUUGCUCCCUUAAUGAUUGCCAAUGUCUUAUUACCACAGGAUAGAUAUCCCUAUGUUCAUAUAAUGGCUUCCAUCAUGUCCUGGCUUAAUUGUUGUAUUAAUCCUCUUCUUUACUUUGCAAUGGAUGGAAGAUAUCGAUCGGCCUUUAAACAAUUCAUCUCUGCUUCUGCUGCUGUAAUCAAUAGUAAUCGAGGUGAUACAACUUCUAAUUUGUGAUCAAUACAAUUAACAAUUAAAAAAGAACACAUUUUCCAUUA